GUGACAAGUGAGGAGUGGUUUUGUAUUGUGAUAGUGCUAAGUUGCUAAAUGCUAACUUAACAACACCACAGGACACAGACACAAAAGGAGAAGUGGUCAGAAGCUCAGAGAGAGAGAGACAAAGAAAAGAAGAAUGGGAUGGGAAACUUAAAUUAGCGGGGCAGCACAGCAGAGAAGGGCAUGGCGGCGUUUGCAGUGCUUUUGUGAUUGUAUUAAUGCCCCUUGACGCUGCCCUGGCCGAGAGAGAAUGAACCCGAGCCCCGACACUCUCUCCUCAACUAACAACCACUCUUUAACCACACACGACACAACAGCUACUACUACUACUUGUACAAGUUAAGAAUCGACACUGGAUUCAUUUCUGUCCAAAGAUAGAGAGAGAAAAGAAAUUUAUAGAAACACACGCGCGCACACAAAAACCAAAGAGUUUAUUAAUUGUUGCGUAGGAAAUUAAUUGAAGCAGAAGAGUUGUGGUGGAUUAAUAAUUUAAUUAUAUGUGUGUUUGAGUGGGGGCCGUUUGUUUGGCGAUCGAGGUAUUCUUGAUAUGGAUUUUCGGAGGUCACUAGAGGAGGCAAAAGAAUGGCGGGUUUAUUCUCACUAGGAGGGAGAGGGAACAACAACAACAACGGUCAAGAGGAAAUUCCUCCUCCUCCUGAUACCUUAUUCUGGUACAAUAAGAAUGAGGACAUUUCCUCUUACAGAGGUGGAGGGAGUGGGUUGGAGCUAUGGAACCAGCAACAGCAACAGCAACAGCAACAGCUUGUGGGCCAACCGCGACCUCUCUUUCACCAAGAUCUCUAUUCCGCGUUAGGAGUUGGGUCCAGCAGGCCCAUCUCCGAUGAUCAGUCCUCUUCGAGAUCCGGCUUCAUGGCUAGCGGAGGGAUCAGCUGUCAGGACUGCGGGAACCAAGCUAAGAAAGAUUGUCCUCACAUGCGCUGUAGAACGUGCUGCAAGAGCCGAGGCUUUGAUUGCCAAACUCAUGUCAAGAGCACUUGGGUUCCCGCUUCCAGACGCCGCGAACGACAACAACAACUCGCCGUUUUGCAACAACAACAACAAACCCUCGAACCUUCUGGAGACCGCCACAGAGAGAGGGAUCAUAAUUCUUCGCCUCUCGCCUGCACUCGCCUUCCUUCAAACCCUUCCCCCUCAGGGUUAGAGGAGAUGAAUUUCCCUGCAGUGGUGAGGUCUUCGGCGGACUUUAGGUGCGUACGUGUGAGCUCCGUGGACGAUGCGGAGGAGGAGUACGCUUACUCAACCGCCGUCAACAUUGGAGGUCACGUGUUCAGAGGAAUUUUAUACGACUAUGGUCCAGAAAGUAACACUAAUUACAUGGGUGGUGGGGAGAGCUCCUCCGCUGGUGUUGGAGGGUUAAACCUCACUUCCGGGACCGUUGUGUCUGGGGCACUUGUUGAUCCUUCCUCUUCCAUGUAUUCCGCUCCUCUUAACACCUUCAUGCCUGGUAGCAGCGGUACGCAAUUCUUCCCUCACCCACGAUCUUGAACACGCCACACAGUCCAAACAAACACAAUUUUAUGAUUAAUUUACUGCAUCCUCCCUUUAUCAACCUUUGUCUUCCCGCUAUUUUAUCAUCUUGUAGUACUAAAUUAAAUUUCAUACGCAUUCGAGUAGGAGAGAACGAAAGAAAGUUCAGACGUCUCGUGUUUUGUUUUUUAUGCAAAUGCAAAUGCAAAUUAUCAAUGAUUAAUUACUUUUAAAAUGUGUUA
Molecule: messenger RNA, 1727 nt
Organism: Cajanus cajan (pigeon pea)
Lineage: Eukaryota; Viridiplantae; Streptophyta; Magnoliopsida; Fabales; Fabaceae
Gene: STY1
Product: Lateral root primordium (LRP) protein-like protein
Biological process (GO): positive regulation of DNA-templated transcription
Cellular component (GO): nucleus
Molecular function (GO): DNA-binding transcription factor activity; DNA binding
Source: RefSeq, a predicted model, not a curated record